AUGACACAACAAUAUAAAGUUAAAUUAAACGCUGCUCUGUUCGACGUGGACGGCACAAUUAUCAUUUCUCAACCUGCUAUUGCUGCAUUUUGGAGGGAAUUCGGUAAGGACAAGCCUUAUUUCGAUGCUGAGUAUGUUAUUGCAAAUUCGCACGGUAUGAGAACAUUUGAUGUCAUCAGCAAGUUUGCAAGAGACUUUGCAUCAAGAGAAUACGUCAAUACUCUAGAGAGUGAAAUUCCAGAUCGUUUUGGCAGUCAUGCCAUUGAGGUCAUAGGGUCGGUUAAGCUCUGUGAAAAGUUAAAUGCUUUACCAAAGGAGAAAUGGGCUGUUGCUACCUCAGGUACUUUCGAGAUGGCAAGAAAAUGGUUCAAGAUUUUAGGGAUCGAAAGACCGCACUAUUUCAUCACUGCAAAUGAUGUGCAUAAUGGUAAGCCACAUCCGGAACCAUAUAUCAGAGGCAGAACCGGUUUAGGCUACCCACCGGAAAAUAAGGACGCUAAAGUCGUUGUCUUUGAAGAUGCUCCUGCAGGUGCCACCGCUGGUACAGCUGCUGGUUGCAAAGUGAUCGGUUUGGCUACUACUUAUCCAGUAGAAAAAUUGAUUGAAUUUGGCUGUGAUAUGGUCAUCAAGGACUAUUCUAAUGUAGAAAUCGGCGAAUACGACCCAACCACCGACACCGUGGAGUUCUUCUUCAAUGAUGUGUUAUACAUUAAGGAUGACAUGAAAAAUUGGUAA
Molecule: messenger RNA, 735 nt
Organism: Tetrapisispora phaffii CBS 4417
Lineage: Eukaryota; Fungi; Ascomycota; Saccharomycetes; Saccharomycetales; Saccharomycetaceae
Product: HAD family hydrolase
Exons: 1
Coding region: 1-735 (244 amino acids)
Biological process (GO): response to osmotic stress; glycerol biosynthetic process
Molecular function (GO): beta-phosphoglucomutase activity; sn-glycerol 1-phosphatase activity
Source: RefSeq, a predicted model, not a curated record